Molecule: messenger RNA, 2051 nt
Organism: Arabidopsis thaliana (thale cress)
Lineage: Eukaryota; Viridiplantae; Streptophyta; Magnoliopsida; Brassicales; Brassicaceae
Gene: CYP710A2
Product: cytochrome P450, family 710, subfamily A, polypeptide 2
Exons: 1
Coding region: 184-1683 (499 amino acids)
Biological process (GO): sterol biosynthetic process
Cellular component (GO): membrane
Molecular function (GO): heme binding; C-22 sterol desaturase (NADPH) activity; iron ion binding
Source: RefSeq, marked reviewed
AUUAACAAUCAUAGCUUUUAUAUAUAUAGCCUUUAUGUAAUUUUUGGUUUUCAUGUUAAAAUAAGCCAGGCCCUAAGAGAGUGUCAUACCCUUAUAUAUUGUUUACUGCAUAUUCACAAAACUCAAAUACAGAGCAGAAACCUUUAAGAGAAGAUCUAAUAAGAAAGAAGAGGAAAAAAAAGGAUGGUUUUCUCAGUUUCCAUUUUUGCCUCUCUCGCUCCGUACUUAGUCUCUGCGUUACUACUCUUCUUUCUCAUCGAGCAGCUCUCUUACCUCGUCAAGAAACGUAACCUCCCUGGUCCUCUCUUUGUCCCUCCGAUCAUCGGAAACGCCAUUUCACUCGUCCGUGAUCCUACUUCCUUCUGGUUCAAGCAAUCCGACACGGCAGGCACUUCCCCUGGCCUCGCUGCUAACUACCUCAUCGGCAAAUUCAUCAUCUACAUCAGAGACACAGAGCUUUCUCAUCAAAUAUUCUCCAACGUUCGUCUUGAAGCUUUUCACCCUCUAGGACAUCCUUUUGGCAAACAACUAUUCGGUGAUCAUAGCCUAAUCUACUUGUUUGGUGAGGAUCACAAAACUGUUCGCCGUCACCUUGCUCCUAACUUCACCCCCAAGGCACUCUCCACUUACUCUGAUCUCCAACAAAUAGUUAUGCUCCGUCAUCUACGACAGUGGGAGGAAAGUUUCUCCGGCGGAACUAAGCCGGUUUCUAUGCGAGACCUUGUCCGUGAACUCAAUCUUGAGACUUCUCAAACGGUUUUCGUUGGACCCUACCUUGACAAGGAAGCUAGGAACACGUUCUGUACUGAUUACAAUCUGUUCAAUCUCGGAUCUAUGGCGCUCCCGAUCAACCUGCCCGGCUUUGCGUUCAACAAGGCUCGCCGGGCGGUAAUGAACCUGGAGAAGACGCUCUCCGUCUGUGCGGGAAAAUCCAAAAAGAGGAUGGCUACAGGAGAGGAGCCAACAUGCUUAAUCGAUUUUUGGAUGCAUGCAUUCGUCACGGAGAUAGAAUCCGGUAAUCCACCGCCGCUUCACUCCGAAGACGAAGCCAUCGGCGGUUUGCUCUUCGAUUUUCUCUUUGCCGCACAAGACGCGUCGACGUCAUCACUCCUUUGGGCGGUGACGUUUCUAGAAUCUCAUCCGAAAGUGCUGAGCAAAGUGAGGGAGGAAGUGGCCAAGAUUUGGUCACCUCAGUCUGGCCAUCUGAUCACGGCCGAUCAGCUCGCGGAGAUGAAGUAUACUCGCGCUGUGGCACGUGAGGUGGUGAGAUAUCGACCACCGGCAACUAUGGUCCCACACAUUGCUACUAAUGAUUUCCCUCUUACAGAAUCGUACACUAUCCCAAAAGGUACAAUAGUGUUUCCCUCGGUUUUCGACGCCUCGUUUCAAGGGUUUACUGAACCGAACCGGUUCGAUCCGGACCGGUUUAGUGAGACAAGGCAAGAGGAUCAAGUGUUCAAACGAAACUACCUAGCUUUUGGAUGGGGUGCACACCAAUGCGUAGGCCAGCGUUACGCAUUGAACCACCUCGUGCUCUUCAUCGCUAUGUUCUCAUCGUUGUUUGAUUUCAAGAGACUUCAAUCGGACGGUUGCGAUGACAUCAUAUACUGUCCCACGAUAUCGCCAAAGGACGGGUGCACGGUGUUCUUGUCUAAGCGCAUCGUAACGUAUCCGAACCUCUGAUUUGGAUUUUUGUUACAAAUUAUUGGUGAUCAAAGUCAAUACUCAUGAGUGUGAUUACUAUUAUUGUUGUUCGUGAUCGUGAUGUGUCUCGUGAGGUGAGUUCCACUAGAGCGUUAUGUCUUGUUGAAUUUGAGAAGUCAUUGUUUUGCCAUUAAUCUGUACUGUCUUAUUUUGUUUGGACCCCAGUGAUUCUAUAACGUGUUUCAUGUAUUUUAUGUCAUUUUCUCUAUUUUUCGAUUCAAAUAGAGAUAACAAUAUCGCCUCGUGGUAUAUAACGACAGAAAGCCAAAACCGUAAAAGAAUUCACACAUUCUCGGUAUUAUUGUACAUUUGGAUCGUUAAGAUAUACUAAUAUACAUAUACAACCC